Messenger RNA from Brassica napus (rape), 1446 nucleotides. RefSeq lists its product as uncharacterized. NCBI's taxonomy places the organism in Eukaryota, Viridiplantae, Streptophyta, Magnoliopsida, Brassicales, Brassicaceae. The record is from RefSeq and is a predicted model, not a curated record. The transcript has a single exon. Bases 1 to 1446 code for a protein of 481 amino acids. Gene Ontology annotation, molecular function: catalytic activity.
AUGUCGAAAUUUUUUGCAUGGAAUGUGAGAGGGCUUAACGAUCCCAGACGCCACACCAUGGUUAGAAACUGGAUUAAUAUCCAGAGGCCGCUCCUUGGAGCUUUUUUGGAAACACAUAUUCAGGAAAGAAAUUCACAACGGAUUAAUAAUGCUCUCCCUAUAGGAUGGAGCUUUUUCGGCAACUAUGAUCAUCAUCUCUCGGGUCGAAUAAUUGUUGUUUGGGACCCGUCUGUUCGAGUCUUCAUCUACAAGUCUUCUGCUCAGGUUGUUACUUGUGGGAUUUAUCUUAUGGCGGAAAAUGUGAACUUCACGGUCUCUUUUGUUUAUGGGUUCAACACUGUACUCGAGCGUAAAAACUUAUGGGAAGAGAUGGUCUACAUACAUGAUUCCACUCCGGUUGUUAACUCUCCUUGGUCGGUGCUGGGAGACUUCAACCAAAUCUUUCGUCUAAGCCAGCACUCUGAUUACCCUCUCUCAGUUAUUGAUCCAUCAGGUAUUGAUGAUAUGGUUGCAGCUUUGCAGGACUCUGAGCUCUUCGAAUGUCAAGCGAAAGGCCUCCCUUUCACUUGGUGGAAUAACAGUGGCUCCAACCCUGUCUCCAAAAGAAUUGACCAUGCUCUUAUCAACCACUCGUGGGCCGCUUCAUUUCCGGAUUCAUACGCAGACUUUCUUCAGCCAGAUCAGUCUGAUCAUGCGCCUUGCCUUCUCAGGGUUCCCUCAAUCAGUAGACGUAUCCGCAAGCCUUUCAAAUUUUAUCACCAUCUUACUGGCCAUCCUGACUACUCUUCUGUUGUCUCAGACGCGUGGUCAAAUGCUGAAGUUCAAGGAUCUGAGCAGUUUAAAUUGGUCCGACGAAUGAAGCUUCUUAAGACAGAUCUGAGGAACUUAAAUAAAACGCACUUUAGUGGCAUCACAGGAAGGGUAAAGCAGCAGUCUGUGAGGGUAGCGAACCUGCAGCAAAGUCUUCUCACCUGCCCGGACCCAGUUACUGCCUCUGAGGAGCACCGUCAGCGUGAUAUCCUUAACACCUUACUCAAUGCUGAGCAAAAGUUCUUCAGGCAGAGGUCGCGUGUUCGCUGGGCUGAUGUGGGAGACAGGAAUACACCUUUCUUUCAUAAAACAGUAGCACAAAGGAAUAAUAGCAACCACAUCCAUUAUCUGAUAGAUGAGUCUGGCCAGUUCCUGGGGUCCAUCGAUGAUAUAAAUGCGCACUCAGUCUCUUAUUUCCAGGAUAUCCUUGGCCACACAGAUCUUCCUGUCUCACCAGUUCCUCUAAAUGCUUUGGAAGAUUUGCUCUCCUUCAGAUGCUCGGACCUACAGAAAGCUUACCUGAAGAGAGAUGUCCUGGAAACUGAGAUCAAAGGUACUAUCUUCUCCAUGCCCCUAAACAAAAGCCCAGGUCCCGACACUACAAGAAAAAAGAGUUUUGAUAGCAGUACAGGAUAG